Messenger RNA from Myripristis murdjan (pinecone soldierfish), 3282 nucleotides. RefSeq lists its product as uncharacterized. The record is from RefSeq and is a predicted model, not a curated record. NCBI's taxonomy places the organism in Eukaryota, Metazoa, Chordata, Actinopteri, Holocentriformes, Holocentridae. Gene Ontology annotation, molecular function: GTP binding. Bases 120 to 2150 code for a protein of 676 amino acids. The transcript is spliced from 2 exons.
GUCCAGUGUUUUUGCCUGGGCUACAAGCGUCGACUUUGAGCUUCAACCACCAACAUAACAAAGUGACGAGGCGACCGACACUCAGGCUUAAAUGUGAAGAAAGCUCCCCUUAGUUUGAAAUGUCUAAUAAUGUGGACUCGGCAGGGAGUGAGGAAGAGAGACAGGAGCCAGGUGAUAUUGAGAGUGAUAAGGAGGAAGACAUCCCUGAAAACACCGGGGCUGAAGAGCUCCGUCUGGUCCUCAUUGGAAAGACUGGAUCAGGAAAGAGUGCAUCUGGAAACACUAUCUUGAGGCGAAAACAGUUCCUGUCACAGCUCAGCGCCAGCUCCGUCACCCAGAUCUGCGAGCUGGGGAGUGUCAAGCUCGCUGAGGAAGAGGAAGUUGUGGAGGAUGGCCAAGCUGUCAGAAGAAGGAGGGUGAGGAGAGUCACGAUUGUUGACAUGCCUGGUUUCGGAGACACACACCUCAGCGUGGAGCAGACCCACAGUGAGAUUGCCAAAUGCGUCACUCUCUCUGCCCCCGGCCCGCACGCUUUCCUUCUGGUGGUGCCGUUAGGACGAUACACAGACGAUGAGAAUCAGGCUGUCUGCGAGAUGACCCAGAUAUUUGGGGAGAGCGCCCUCCGUGACCACACAGUGGUCCUGUUCACUCGAGGUGAUGACCUGGAGGGCAGGGCUCUCGAACAGUAUCUAGGGGAGACGGCGCCUGCCGGUCUCAAGGCUUUGAUCAAAAGAUGCGGGGGCAGGCACCACAUUUUGAACAACAAAGACCCCAGUAACCUAGGACAGGUCAGACAGCUCCUGAUGAUGGUUGACACGAUGGUGAGACAGAAUAAUGGAGGGUUUUAUACCAAUGCCAUGUUUUUAGAGGCAGAGGCAGCCAUCAGGGAGGAGCAGGAAAGGAUGAUGAGGGAGCGAGAUCAGGCAGAUGGGGAAGAGCAAGGGAAAAACAGCACUGUCAUGGAAGAGCAGGCUAAACUCGCGAAACGAAGGAAGUAUGACUUGGAGUCUGAUGAAGCAGGGAGCAGUGAGGAAGGAUCAGGAGGACUCAGUAGAAAGAAUCUGGAGAGAGGACCAAAUGAAGAGGAUUUUAGGAUUGAGAGUUGGAGGGAGGAGAAGAGAGGCAAUGUUUUCAGCCUCCUGAGGAACAGAGGAGAGAGAUGCAAGGAGCAGUUCAGGGGCACAAGUAGGGCUGGUGGCAGAGCUGUCAGCAGGCGACAGUCCCUCCGUUCAUCUCUAAAUCGGAUUAGGAGGGAGGCUGCCCUCUCUGCCAAGGUCCUGGACAAAGUGAAGAUCCUGGUGGCUGCCGGAGCCACAGGGAUGGCUGUGGGGGCAGUUUUUGGGGCGGCUGCCCCUUUGGCAGCAGCAGCCGGGGCAGCCAUGAUGGGGAACACAGUUGGUUUUGCUGCAGGUCAGCUGGCUGGGAUGUCUGUAGCCGGGGGUACAGGUGUGGGGAAAGCUGUGGGGGCUAUAGUCACCGUGGCCUCGGGGAAAACCGCCGUGGCUCUGGGGGCAGCAACCGGUGGCAUUCUGGGUGGUUCCAUGGGUGCUGUGGCAGGAGCUGAGGCUGCCAGUCCUGGGAAGGGAGCCCUGGAUGCUCUUGAGCAGGUCAGCCUUAUAGGUGCCUCUGCUGUGGGGGUGGCAGCAGGUGUGGGGGGCGCCAUGGGGGCUGGGGCUGCUUUAGGCGCAGCUCUGGAGGGAGCGGCUGCAGGCACAGCAGCCCUCACCGGAGCUGAAACUACAGCAAUAGGGACUGCAGGUGUAGCCAAUGCUACUGUCGCUCAGGGUGGUUUAGCUUCAGUGGCAGGGCAGCAUGCAGUGACCGCUGUAGGGAGUAUUGCUGCUGGUAGCGGGACGACUCAGAUUGCCGGAGCAGGGGCGGCUGUGAGCGUCCCAGCAGCUGCAAGUGCUAGCGGGGCUGUGUGUGCAGCAGCAGGGCCCGGCAGGGUUUUGUCAGAUCACUGGGGCACCGUGGGGGCGACAACACGCAUCCUGACUGCAGUGGCUGAAAUUGGCAAGGCCGCAGCAGGCAUCGCCCUCGCUGGGGGCCUGGUGGUGAAGGUGGUUAAGGAAAAGGUCAGAAGUGGCACAGGAACAAGUGAAGCCAACUUCUCAGAGAGGAAGUCUUAUGAGAUCUACUGGAACAAAUAAACAUGGGUCAAAGACCUGAACCAAAAUCUAUCGCAGGAAAUCAGAUUUGAGAGUGGAUUUUUUUAAAUGAUAUUGAGUGAUGCUUUAAGACUGUUAAAACCAAUCCAUUGCAUCUGCUAGUGAACUAUAAGCUAAGAUGACGUGUUUCAAUUUUACAGAAAUUUCCUUGUUUGACAUCUGGCUAACAGCUCCAGGCCUAUACAUACAUUGAAAUUGAAUUAGCACAUUGCAUUUAUGUUCAGUUUGGUUGAAUACAGUAAAUGUAUUUUGUCAAAUAAUGGGUGGAGAAGUGGUUGAAUAAUGGUUGAGGUGUUGAAAAGCAUUUUAAAUAAGGAAAAUGUUUGUUCUGAACAAUUAAUUAAAAUAAUACCAAAAUCACAGUAUGGCCAAGUGCGAUACUGUAAUUGCCAAAGUUGCAUUUUUUUCCAGCAAAAUGACACCAUUAUUUUAAUAGCUUUUUCAAUGAAACUAAGCAUUAUAAUGCAAAAAUGAUCCUACUUCUAAUUCACCACAUUCCUACUAAAACUGAAUCACUGCAAUUACAGUAUCUGAAAAAUUAUUCUCAGUAUGAUUUAUUUUAAAGCAUAUUGUUCUGCCCCCAUAUACAGACAGAGCAUUUCAGUAUUAACUAUAGAAGAGAAUUCUUAGUUUUCAAUCACUGUAAACUAUAUAAACCUUCAAUUUUUUAAGCUAUAGGUUUACUGUACCAUUUAUGCAGGAAUUACAACAUUCAGUGGAGGUUUGUCAUGUAUGCAUUUCCUUAGAUUAAUCAUGGGAUAUUUAUACAGGUUAUUUUGCAAGCACUUACAUUCUAAUAUGAAGGUACUGACAUAACUGUGUUGAAAUGACAUGGAAUAAUUUGUUGUUUAAGUUUGAAUGCUUAUAAUAAAAAUAGAAGGUAUUAGUCAGUAUUUGACCAUGCUUGAAUUUCAUAGCCUAAUCAAUAAAUCCCAUGCUGUGUUCAACAGGUACAUAAGUUGUGUUGGUACUUCACAGUUCUAGUUCUUGAUUAUUUUCAGUAUGAUCUGUCUUCUCAAUAGACUGUUUUACCAUAGAGGUGCCUUGAUAAGGAAAAUGCUCUUGAUUCUUGAAUAAGAUGAAACACAAAAUAAAGAUUAUUCUUACAAUGCUG